GAUGGCAGCCCUCCAGCGAAGAGAAUGAUGACAGACAUUCGUGCAAAUGGAAGAGUGAUCAGCAAGGUGCCGGCGGUUAAGGAGAAGCGCAUGGACGACUGUGCGCAGAGUCCCGGGGAACCCACCGGGGAGCACGGCAGGCGCGCCCGUGCCUCUGUGCCUGAGCCUUUCAGUCUGAAUCCCAGUUUGAAUCACACAUUGGCAUAGUUCCACCUGAGCAGUCAGAGCUCCCUGGGUGGACCAGCGGCGUUCUCUGCCCGCUAUUCCCAAGAAAGUAUGUCACCCACUGUGUUCCUGCCUCUGCCCUCCCCUCAGGUUCUCCCUGGCCCUCUGCUCAUCCCUCCCGACAGCUCCACAGAGCUCACCCAGACCGUGCUGGAAGGGGAGUCUAUUUCUUGUUUUCAAGUUGGAGGAGAAAAGAGACUCUGUUUGCCCCAAGUCUUAAACUCUGUUCUCCGAGAAUUUACACUCCAGCAGAUAAACACAGUGUGUGAUGAACUGUACAUAUACUGUUCCAGAUGUACUUCAGACCAGCUCCACAUCCUGAAGGUCCUGGGAAUCCUCCCGUUCACCGCCCCAUCCUGUGGGCUGAUCACCUUAACUGAUGCACAAAGAUUAUGUAACGCUUUAUUGCGGCCAAGAACUUUUCCUCAAAAUGGUAGCAUACUUCCUGCUAAAAACUCCUUGGCCCAGUUAAAGGAAACUGGCAGUGCCUUUGAAGUGGAGCAUGAGUGUCUGGGCAAAUGUCAGGGUCUGUUUGCACCCCAGUUUUAUGUUCAGCCCGAUGCUCCGUGUAUCCAGUGUCUGGAGUGCUGCGGGAUGUUCGCGCCCCAGACCUUCGUGAUGCAUUCCCACAGGUCACCUGACAAGAGGACUUGCCACUGGGGCUUUGAAUCAGCCAAAUGGCAUUGCUAUCUUCACGUGAACCAAAAAUACUUAGGGACACCUGAAGAAAAGAAACUAAAGAUAAUUUUGGAAGAAAUGAAGGAGAAAUUUAGCAUGAGAAAUGGGAAGAGAAGUCAAUCCAAGACGGACACACCACCUGGGAUGGAGGUGCAGUCAUGGUGCCCUGUGAUAAAGCAGGAAGGUGACCACGUUCCUCAGACACACUCAUUUUUACACCCCAGUUACUACUUAUACAUGUGUGACAAAGUAGUCGCCCCUAAUGUGUCACUUACUUCUGCUGUGUCCCAGUCUAAAGAGAUCACCAAAGCAGAGGCAAGUAAGUCCAUGUCCAGACAGGCAGAGAAGCCUCAUGGUAGCAGUAAGCAUCAGAAAACAGCAUCUUAUCCAGAUGUCUCACUUGAGGAGCAGGAGAAAAUGGAUUUAAAAACAAGCAGAGAAUUAUGUGGCCAUUUAGACUCAUCAAUCUCAAAUAAUUCUACAAGUAAAAAAAAGUCUGAGUCGACUGCUUGCAAGUUCGUCAGAGACCCAAGCAAGGUGGGGCUUGGCCGUGACGCUGCAGCUUCCUCUCCACUGCUUGUCAGAGAUGUCAUUUGUGAGGAUGAUAAGGGAAAAAUCAUGGAAGAAGUAAUGAGAACUUACGUAAAACAACAGGAAAAACUGAACUCAAUUUUGCAAAAAAAGCAACAACUUCAGAUGGAAGUGGAAAUGUUGGGCAGCUCACGGGCUAUGAAGGAGCUGACUGAGGAGCAGCAGAAUUUGCAGAGAGAGCUUGAAUCAUUGCAGAAUGAACAUGCUCAAAGAAUGGAAGAAUUUUAUGUUGAACAGAAAGAUUUAGAGAAAAAAUUGGAACAAGUAAUGAAGCAAAAAUGCUCCUGUGACUCGAAUUUGGAAAAAGAUAAGGAGGCGGAGUACGCAGCCCAGUUGGCGGAGCUGAGGCAGAGACUGGACCACGCCGAGGCCGACAGGCAGGAACUCCAGGACGAGCUCAGACAGGAGCGGGAGGCAAGGCAGAAGUUAGAGAUGAUGAUAAAGGAGCUCAAGCUGCAAAUUCUGAAAUCAUCAAAGACUGCUAAAGAAUAGAGAUUGAUCUGCGUGUCACUGACGGGUCUUUGGUUUGCUGCUUGCUUUGGGCGUUGAUUC
Messenger RNA from Otolemur garnettii (small-eared galago), 2046 nucleotides. It is a transcript of the gene SKIL, whose product is annotated as SKI like proto-oncogene. The record is from RefSeq and is a predicted model, not a curated record. The coding region runs from base 277 to 1986 and encodes 569 amino acids. Gene Ontology annotation, molecular function: DNA-binding transcription factor activity, RNA polymerase II-specific; SMAD binding; RNA polymerase II cis-regulatory region sequence-specific DNA binding. Lineage: Eukaryota; Metazoa; Chordata; Mammalia; Primates; Galagidae. Gene Ontology annotation, biological process: negative regulation of BMP signaling pathway. Gene Ontology annotation, cellular component: nucleus. The transcript has 6 exons.